Messenger RNA from Fonsecaea multimorphosa CBS 102226, 753 nucleotides. RefSeq lists its product as uncharacterized. Lineage: Eukaryota; Fungi; Ascomycota; Eurotiomycetes; Chaetothyriales; Herpotrichiellaceae. The coding region runs from base 1 to 753 and encodes 250 amino acids. The transcript has a single exon. Gene Ontology annotation, cellular component: mitochondrion. Gene Ontology annotation, molecular function: enoyl-CoA hydratase activity. The record is from RefSeq and is a predicted model, not a curated record. Gene Ontology annotation, biological process: fatty acid beta-oxidation.
AUGUCGAGACCCGAAAAGUUGAAUUGCAUUUCUGCGGCGGAUGUUGUCGAAUUGAGCAAUGUCUUCCGCUGGUUCGACGAUGAACCCUCUCUUUCGGUGGCUGUCCUUACUGGAGCUGGGAAUAAGGCAUUUUCGACCGGCGCUGAUUUGAAGGCAUGGCAUGAAAACGCGACUUCCGCGGGUGGAAAGCCGGGUGCGGGUCCUGGCGACGUACCUGGAGCUAUUCCUCUGUCCAAUCGUGUUGGGAAAAAGCCAGUGAUCGCUGCCGUCAACGGUAUGGCCCUGGGAGGGGGGUGCGAAACCAUCAUGAACUGCGAUCUAGUAGUUGCAGCCGAUACUGCUGUAUUUGGCUUGGUGGAGGUGAAGCGAGGUGUUGCACCAUACGCUGGAGUUCUUCCUCGCCUGAUAAGGACUCUAGGCCUACAGAGAGCAAGCGAAAUGGCUUUGACGGGGAAUUACUUCUCUGCCCAGAAAGCAAUGGAGUGGGGCUUUGUUAACAAGGUGGUUCCGCAACAAGAUGUCAUCAAGGAAGCAGUGAGGUACGCGAAAGUCAUCGCCGAAAAUAGUCCUGAUUCGAUUAUCUGUACAAGAGCGGGGUUAAGGCAGGGGUGGGAAACUGCAAGUGUCGUGGAAGCAACUGCUAUAACUGGAAGAAACGAAUGGGCCGAGCUGCAAAAAGGAGAGAAUAUCCUCGAAGGCUUGAAGGCGUUCAAAGAGAAAAGGCCACCUGUGUGGUUACCCUCAAAGUUGUAG